AUGCUCUCUCGCACCGCUGCCUCGAUAGCCCGCGCGGCAAACCCAAUUGCCCCUCGCGCGGCCGUCAUCUCCUCUCUUCGGACGUACGCCACAGCUGCUGCAGCCGACGCCAAACCCCCGGUAGCCCUCUACGGCAUCGAUGGCACCUAUGCCUCUUCCCUUUACAUCGCCUCCGCCAAAACCUCCACCCUCGACACCGUCGACAAAUCCCUCAAAUCCCUAAAAACCCUUUUGGAUAAGGACCCAAAACUCACCAGCGUCAUCUCUUCGCCUACUCUUUCCGCAUCCGACAAGUCCUCCCUUGUUACUGAGAUCUCAAAGGCCAUCCCGGGUGCCAGCGGUGACAAGAACUUCAAGAACUUGCUCGAGGUUUUGGCCGAAAACAACAGAUUGGGACUGUUGGGUGGUAUCGCUGAGAAGUUCGGUGUCUUGAUGGGUGCGCAUAGAGGUGAGGUCGAGGCGACUAUUACCUCGGCUCAGGCUUUGGACCAGAAGACCAUUGGACGUCUGGAGGCCGCUAUCGGAAAGAGCAAGUAUAUCCAGCAAGGCCAGAAGUUGAAGGUUGUCAACAAGGUCAACCCGGAAGUCCUCGGAGGUCUCGUUGUUGAAAUUGGCGAUAGGACAAUUGACCUCAGCGUCUCUUCCAAGAUUGCCAAGCUCAACAAGCUAUUGACUGAUGCUCUAUAA
This is a messenger RNA of Orbilia oligospora ATCC 24927, 687 nucleotides long. RefSeq lists its product as uncharacterized. Bases 1 to 687 code for a protein of 228 amino acids. Gene Ontology annotation, molecular function: proton-transporting ATP synthase activity, rotational mechanism. Gene Ontology annotation, cellular component: membrane. The record is from RefSeq and is a predicted model, not a curated record. NCBI's taxonomy places the organism in Eukaryota, Fungi, Ascomycota, Orbiliomycetes, Orbiliales, Orbiliaceae. Gene Ontology annotation, biological process: proton motive force-driven mitochondrial ATP synthesis. The transcript is spliced from 3 exons.